AUGGCGGAACCUAUUGAUGAAGCUCGAAAUAAAAGAUCACAAAUGAUUAGUCAACGCGCCGCCAGCAUUCUGCGAUCAAAUUCUCCCAUCUCAUCGACAGGAUCUUGUCAUGGCACAGUCGUAUCAAAUAAUUCAACGACUGGCCUCUUCUCAGACAUAGAUGAAGACCAUGCCAAUGGGGACGUGUGGAACUCCACUGGCCAAUUCAUAACUAGCUCCAACGAUAAGCAAAUAAAUUCAAACAACAUACGCUCUACAGCAAAGAAAUACAGUCGCUGGGAACCACGUUCUCACAAUGCUGCGCCCCUGAGUACAUCUGCUAUUGCCUCUGCAUUUCCUGAUUUUACAUCUGCUGGGGUCACAUCCACUGAAGAGGACAUGAUUGAUGAAAACAUAUCUCUUGAGUUUGCUCGUGGUACCAAAAAGUUCCAAAAACAUGCUCCAAACUCUGCUAGUAUCCGUCAACUACCAUCGAAUUUCACACUCGACUCUAAUUCAAAUACUCACACGCCUCAUAAUAAUAUACACGGAAACAGGGUGAUGGCAGAAGCUGUACCCAGACCUAUCGUUAAGGAUAGCUUCAAAAAUUCUACCAGGACCACUAGUAAACUUAAGCCAGAGCCUCAGGUCCAAAAUAAUAAUAAUGAGAAAAAACCGACUGUUCAUCAAACAUCCUUCCAGCGACCACUAACGCUAGCUGGCACUCAUCAGACAAACCGUACUUAUGUCGAUGAGCGACGUUCCACUAGAACAUUGCAGCCCCAUGUUACCGACGAUUUAGACAACACUACUUGCUCCAGGGACCAGAUUAUAACGAAGCUGAGCUCAGAUGAUUUAGAUCAAGGUGUGCAUGCAUCUAAACUCAACAACAAAAUUUCAUAUCAGACAAAAAGUACUCGGUUCUUAGAUUCCCGCCAACAAACUUCCAGAAAUGACAAAUUCACACCCAAAAAAGAGUCAAACACCUCUAAAUGCCACAAUCGCAAUCUACAUCAUAUCAGACCUAAUUCCCCGUCAAAUUCCGAAAUUAAUGCUACAAUUAAGUCAUCGACCUCUUUUGCCGUUGAUACCCAACAACUCGAUCAAAACCCAGCAACAACGAACCCAACUCAGACAGGUACUUCAUUCCUGUUACCUAGCUACGGUCAUACUCAGCAGACCUCAACGGCCAACAAAGGUCUACCGAUUUUCAUGGCCCAGGGUAGAGUCCAUAAUACAAGGCUCCCCCACGACUUUAUCGACGGUAUCAAUGUACCUAUAGAUGAAAACCAUAUCUACGAUAUGAUUGACAUCAUAAAUAGCCAAAAUAAUAAGAUUUACAGUAGGACUGGGGAGACACUGCAGAAAACCGAUGAGAGAAACGAUGAAAGGGCCGUCAUAGAUGUCGGAAAACAAUCCGACAGCGGUAUAGGUGAAAGCGGAAGUGAUAUGUCCGCACAUAGUUCUCGUAAAGUCAAGAUUCAACUUAUGCGUGAGCUUACCUCUACACUCCUAGGACAAUAA
Molecule: messenger RNA, 1503 nt
Organism: Blumeria graminis f. sp. triticale
Lineage: Eukaryota; Fungi; Ascomycota; Leotiomycetes; Helotiales; Erysiphaceae
Source: the annotation of a GenBank genome assembly